GAAUGUUAAUAAAAGGGGUCGUGACCUGAGACGAACCUCUCUUCCCUUGCGAUUUUUGUACCAACAACUUGGUAAAUAAUAAAUCGGUGUCAGAUUUAUACUAGUUUUAAUUUAUAGUGCAAAUGCUACAACUUCCCAUCCUGAGUAUCUUAUUAUCUCAGAAGUGGGUAUACUUACGUAAUGUCUGGCCCAUAUUUCAAUGGUUUGGGGCGAAAAAACAAGAGAAAAGCCUCGAGUAUUGAUGCCGACACCGAAAAAACAACGAUUUUUUUUUUCUUCUAAACCACGUGGCGGUGAUGAAGAUGAGCUGUACAUGCUUAAGCGACGACGAAUUACGCCCACCGAAGCUGAAGUUAUCCUCAAAUUUAAUCCAGAAGACAGAAAUAGCAACGUGAAAGGAUGGCUACACAAAAUAGAUCAGCUGGGAGAUGUAUACGGUUGGCAGAACAAAGAUCGCCAGUUUGUUAUGCAAAUAAGACUUCGUGGCUCAGCGCGUGACUGGUAUGACGACCUAGAAGAUUAUGACCUUACAUGGGACGAAUGGAAGCAUACUCUACAGAUGGCAUUUCCGCGCUCAACGGACUUUGUCGAUCGCUUGGAAGAGAUGAUGUUAAGAACCAAAAUCGAUACAGAAACUAUGACGAAAUACUUCCACGACAAGCUUUCAUUGCUUAAGAAAUGCAACAUUUAUAAUGAGGACGCUAUUUCAUGCAUCAUCAAAGGCCUGCCAUUCGAAUUGCGCGCCAACGCCAAAGCAUAUCAAUGUGAGACACCAGAACAACUUUACUAUGGGUAUCUAUCUUCGUUGGAGAACUUCAAGAGAAUCGAAGCUGCUGCCAAUGCAAGAAGAACAACAUGGAGGCGAGGAAAUGUAACUACAGCAUCACACACAUUACCGAAGCUCUGCUACGCAUGUCGACGCCCAGGUCACGAGGCGCGAGACUGCAGGGCACAACUUCACUGCGACGUGUGCCAGCGCAACGGUCACAGCGCAGCCACAUGCUGGUUUGCUGCCGGGAGCUCAAGACAACAAAUAAUAAAGGUCGGUAACGUUUUGUUUAUCACGUUCGAUAUUUUCCUUGAUCUUUAUAAAAAGAAAGUGUUUGUGAAUGGCUACGAACUAAUAGCUUACAUUGAUACUAAACUAAACAACUUAACAUACUUACCAUUGAACAUACUAAUAAAAUGAAACUUGUUAUGACACCGUCUUCAGUUCUUAUGCGCGGCUUUGGUGGUGCACAUUCACAAUCACUUG
Cydia pomonella (codling moth) is the source of this 1255-nucleotide messenger RNA. RefSeq lists its product as uncharacterized. The record is from RefSeq and is a predicted model, not a curated record. The transcript has a single exon. Gene Ontology annotation, molecular function: zinc ion binding; nucleic acid binding. Lineage: Eukaryota; Metazoa; Arthropoda; Insecta; Lepidoptera; Tortricidae. Bases 200 to 1189 code for a protein of 329 amino acids.